Molecule: messenger RNA, 2785 nt
Organism: Synchiropus splendidus (mandarinfish)
Lineage: Eukaryota; Metazoa; Chordata; Actinopteri; Syngnathiformes; Callionymidae
Gene: spon2a
Product: spondin 2a, extracellular matrix protein
Exons: 6
Coding region: 1135-2136 (333 amino acids)
Biological process (GO): cell adhesion
Cellular component (GO): extracellular matrix
Source: RefSeq, a predicted model, not a curated record
AGUAAGAGAGAGAGAGGAGAUAGUGAGGGGAGGGAAAUGUAGACGAGGAGAUAAAGACAGGGGAUAGAGGAUCACGCCUGAUAAAGGUAGAGUCAAGGUUACGCUGGAGGACCCCGCCGACUUCUGACCCAACACAGGUAACUUUCAUUCAUUCUCUUACGCUUGAGGACAAACUGUGGACUGCAGAUAGAAAUGAAGCAUGUUGUCAGGUGACGUUUCAGUCACAGAUACCUGCACGGGAGGGAAAUAAUGUGGAAGUGAGCCGGCGUAACUUCAAACUACUAUUCAGCCUCAACCUGUCUUCUGGUGCUGCCAGUGUAGAGAGUUUUUAGGGUGCAAAAUGAGCAAGAUUUUCUCCCAGAUCAGUCGCUUAUGUCUGCUCCUCUUUGACAAGUCCGCAGUUCUCUCUUUGGUUGCAGCAUGCAGGGGUGACUGUGGGCAUUAUCUCUGCGUGACUCUGCCGUAAUGACACAGCGAAGGUGCCCAUGGGGCGGCAGCCAUUACGUUUGGCUCUGUGCCGCUCCGACCAGUUUUAUUACGUCUUAUGCCUGAGGAAAAAAAAAAAAAAACCCGCCAUCCAUCCGUCUCUUUCUAUGAGGAACGAUGAGCAUAGGCAUUUAGUGCCGCUGCGUAAAAAAGAUUUAUGUCGGCGAGAAAUACGGCUCUUCAAUAAAUACCUCAGUUAUUACAGCUGGCCAGUGUGUUUCCAGCAGAUCAGCUGGUGGCCGCCGGUCCGCGGGAUUCUGAUUGUGCGCCGUGCAAAUAUUCCAAAAAUGUCUCUUUAGUGUGUCACAGUGUCAGUGUAACAAGUUCAGAACAAAGGUCAAAGACUCCGAGGGCCACUGCUCUGUGCUGAGUGAAGACUGGUCUCGUUCCCAUUCGCCUUCCAAAGCAUGAAAACAUCUACCUGUUGAUGAAGCAACAAAGGCGAUGCCAUUCCCGUUUCUUUGCUUUUAAUCUUGUUCUUACACCUUGUUCCGUUUACUCAACCCAUUUAUGGAUAAAAGCAUUUCUUGCUUUUUAACCACACUAUAAACUCAAGAUGUUCCCUCAACUGAGAGCUGCCCACUUAAGGACAAACCUCCAAAGACUUGUGUCACCAACUGGCCACCAGCUUUGACACGGGUAGAAAAGAUGAUGUCGUCACGACACCAGACCAGCGGCUGGCUCCAGCACCUACUGGUGGUCCUAGUCAAGAUCUGCCUCACGUUUGAAGGCCUUCUUCGUCCAGUAGGUGCCGCUGAAUGCACUGCCAAAGGGCCGGCCUCGUACCUUCUGGUCUUCACCGGUCACUGGAACCCGCAGGCCUUCCCAAAGCAGUAUCCGCUGUUCCGUCCUCCUGCGCAGUGGUCCAAACUUAUCGCUGUGACUCAUAACCACCAUUAUCGGCUGUGGGAGGAAGGAGCGCGGGCCAGUAGAGGGGUGCAGAACUUUGCUGAACUUGGGGUGACGGUGGAAAUAAUGAAGGAGGCCAAGGAAGCCAGAAGGAGACGUUCGGUUGGCGCCAUGUACCGGACAGCUGGUAUCCCUAAUGGCAUUGGGCACAGCUCCACUGAGUUGCUUAUGCAGCCCCGCAACUCACUGCUCUCCAUGAUGGUGAAGAUGAUUCCAAGCCCCGACUGGUUUGUCGGUGCAGACAGUGUGAACCUCUGCGAUGGUAACCAGUGGAAACAGGAAGUGACCAUUGACCUGCAGCCUUUCGACGCGGGGACCGACAGUGGAUUCACUUUCUCCUCUCCUAACUUUCCAACCAGUCCUCCAGAAAAUGUAACAAAGAUCACCUCUCAGAUGCCAAACCACCCGGCCAACUCCUUCUACUAUCCACGUCUGAAGGAACUUCCUCCGAUAGCAAGCAUCAAGGUCACGCGGCAGAGCAGACCCCACGACCGCCACGCCCCCAUGUCCAAUCACAUCAUGCCAAACUCCAUCAGUCCCAAACGCUUCUCAGCAACACCGCUUGACUGUGAAGUAUCUCUCUGGUCCUCCUGGGGUUUGUGUCUGGGCCCUUGUUCAAAAGGUGGAGUCCGUCACCGCACACGUUACAUCCUUCUUCGGCCUGCAAAUUCUGGCACCCCGUGUCCCGAAUUGGAAGAACAAGCUGAGUGCAUACCACACAGCUGUAUGAGACUCCAAUAACCUGCGGAUCAGCUGAGCGCACAAACUGCCAGUAUUCAACACUGGGACUCAAGAUAUCGCUGCUGGACCAAAGUCGCCAGAUUUUGAAGAAAUGGUUGAAAAUGCAAAGUGUUUUUUUUACAUCGUGCGGACAGAUGAGAAUGCUUUGUUUGGGCAACCCAGACAGGAGAGUUCUCUUGGCGGGGUUCAGUGGAAAUAUCACAAGGAGUAUUGAGAGAAGUUUGGAUGGAUGUGUUGAGGUUAUAGUAUAAUUUGAGGGGUGGUGGACGGUGAAUGUCUUUACAGUAAUGAACUGUGGAGGAAAUGUAACAGGUCAUUAUCAGAAAAACAAUUUCAACACACACACACUCGUCGGCACAUAGAAUUCCUUGCACGUACUUCAUACCUUCACAAGGUCUGGAGAGUUGGUUUACAAAGGUAACUUGUACAUGCUUGGCUAGUGCAGCUCUUUCAAAAUAACCUCACACCCCGAUUUAGAAAUAUCUCUGUCUACAACUAUCGGCUGUAAGCCAAAUGCUUCGGGACGGUUUUAAGACGCCGUUUUUAUUUGAUAUAAAUGAGCAAGGUGUUCAUAUAAGGAUACGAUUUUUGUAUUGUCACUGACCUGUUUUGAUAUUCUCAUGUCUGGAUUUGUACAUAGUGGUGAUGU